Molecule: messenger RNA, 5595 nt
Organism: Dendrobium catenatum
Lineage: Eukaryota; Viridiplantae; Streptophyta; Magnoliopsida; Asparagales; Orchidaceae
Product: E3 ubiquitin-protein ligase SHPRH
Exons: 21
Coding region: 135-5216 (1693 amino acids)
Molecular function (GO): ATP-dependent chromatin remodeler activity; ATP binding
Source: RefSeq, a predicted model, not a curated record
CAUACCCUGCUCAGAUCGAUCUCUUUUACGAUUUUCUCAAAUUUACUUGACGGAUUCCUCUUCCAAGAUUUUGUUCUACUGAAUUGGAGGUUUCCAAGCAUAAUAUUUUGGUUUUUGACUUCCUUUUGGAUGCAAUGGGUAGAAAGAAAAAUCGGCCAAUGCGUUCUGGUUCCCUUGUAUCAGAAGUUGAUGAUCCUCAGAGCAGUGGUGUCGCUGAACAAAGUUUAGUGGCUGAAGGUCUCUGUACGACUGCCGGAGAGAAUGCUAAUUUUUGGAAGCCAUUCUUUAUUGAGAUUGAGUCAUGCACUUCGACAUUUGAUGAGCAUUUUGAUGUUGCAGAAGUAUCACUUGACAAUGUGAGUUUUUUUGAUGGAUUCACUAAUUUACUGGUGGAAGAUAGUUGUGUAGACGGUAAUUUUUCUCUUCGGUUCUGCUUAUUGGGUGUAGAAGAAGGUUCCCUUAGAUUGGGCAAUUUUCCUGUGCUAUCAGCUGAUAGUAUUCUAUUGGAGUACAUUUGGUUGGGAAGACCUGACUCAAAUGGUUGCAGAGAAACUAUUAUUCUUUUCUCGGGACAAUUUGAUGGCCCAAAUGAGUGUAUUUCUGGUCUUGUGCACUUGGUGUUAUUUAAGUUUCUGGGAUUAAGGCUUAUGUUGGAUUCCAUACUUCCCAAUAAUUCAUCUGCUAGGGUCAGGAUUGAAGUUAUGAGAAGUGCAUUUGAUGCUUGCGGGUACCCUUUGGAGGUUGCAAGACAGCCUUGGAGAAGAAGUAUGAUGAGCGUUAUGUCUUGGUUGCGCCCUGAAGUUGUGACAUCUGAAUUUAUAUAUGGAAUAGGCCAAUCAGAAGUGAUAGAUGAUUAUAAAUGUUGUGAAUCUAGAAGUUCUGGUUCAAGGAACCGUUUUGAGUUUAAUGCUGCUGGCUUUUAUGAAGCUAUUAAACCCUCAAAAGAAGAGCCAAAUUUGGAAAGUGAUCUUCCAGAUCUACUUCCUUGUCUUAGACCAUAUCAACAACGUGCGGUUUACUGGAUGGUUUCUAGAGAGAAGGGAUCAUCUGCUGAAAAGUUUGAGCAAUUUUUGUUAGCUCCGUUCUCCGUUCCUGUUAUGUUCUUGGAAGGAAAAUCCAAAAUGUUCUACAAUCCAUUCAAUGGAAAUGUUUCAUGGCGUCCAUUACAAUUCUCAUAUGUUUCUGGUGGCAUCUUAGCAGAUGAGAUGGGCCUUGGGAAAACUGUUGAAUUGUUGGCUUGCAUCUUUGCACAUCGGAAGCAAUCCAUGGAUGAAUGCAUUACUGAUGAUGAAUCCGAACAGAUGGGAAGCCAAAUAAGAAGACAGAAAAGAGAACGCGUGGAAUGUAUUUGUGGUGCUGCCAGUGAGAGUCGAAAAUAUGAAGGAAUGUGGGUACAAUGUGAUAUUUGUGAUGCAUGGCAGCAUGCCGAUUGUGUUGGAUUUUCUUCCAGGAAGAAAUCAUCUAUUUCCCAUGAUAAGAAGUCUUCUGAAAUGAUUUCACAUAUUAAAUCGAAGUCUCAACGAAAUACAAAGGGAAAUAGCUAUGUUAUCGAAAUGGAGGGAAAUUUUAUAUGCUCUUUGUGCACAGAACUUGUGGAAGCUACCAAGAUUAAGAUAUCUACUGGUGCAACCCUUGUAGUUUGUCCAGCUCCUAUACAGGCACAGUGGUAUUCUGAGAUACUACGUCACACGAGACCUGGUUCGCUGAAAAUUUACAUCUAUGAAGGUGCUAGGAACAUAACAACAACAACCGCUCUAAAAUCUACCAUGAGUGAACUGGCAACAGCUGAUAUUGUCUUAACCACAUAUGACGUCCUAAAAGAGGAUCUAUCGCAUGAUGCUGACCGGCAUGAUGGUGAUCGUCAUUUUUUGAGGUUCCGAAAGAGGUAUCCUGUUAUUCCUACUUUACUUACAAGGAUACAUUGGUGGAGAGUGUGCCUGGAUGAGGCUCAGAUGGUUGAGUGCAACACAGCAUCGGUAACAGAGAUGGCAAUGCGUUUACAUGCUCACCAUCGUUGGUGUAUCACAGGAACUCCAAUUCAGCAUCGACUUGAUGAUCUGUUUGGGCUUCUGCGAUUCCUUAGAGCUAGUCCUUUUGAUGCCUAUAGAUGGUGGGUUCAAGUUGUCAGAGAUCCAUAUGAGAGGGAAGACAAAGUGGCCAUGGAAUUCAUCCACAAAAUGUUCAAGCAAAUUAUGUGGCGUUCAUCUAAGAUUCAUGUGUCAGAGGAAUUGCAGUUACCUCCGCAGGAAGAGUGUUUGCUGUGGCUGACAUUGUCUCCUGUUGAAGAGCAUUUCUAUCAGAAGCAGCAUGAAACAUGUGUAAGAUGUGCAGAAGAAAUCCUCAGAAGUUUCAGAAGUAAUAGUCAAGGAAGAGAAUGCAUUUUGGGUUCUGAAAGUUCAUGCAAUAGCUUUCUCUCUCAUGAUGAAGUUGCAAAGCUUCUAUGGCCACUUUUAAAACUUCGGCAGGCAUGUUGCCAUCCUCAAGUUGGAAGUUCUGGUCUUUGCUCAUUGCAAAAUUCUCCUUUGACUAUGGAAGAGAUUCUUGAAGUUCUUAUUGGCAAAGCAAAGAUUGAAGGAGAGGAAGCUCUCAGAAGAGUUGCUGUGGCACUGAAUGGAUUAGCUGGGUUGGCUGUAAUCGAGGAAGAUAAUGAGAGAGCAGUUUCACUCUACAAAGAAGCACUGGUUGUAGCGGAUGAAAACAGUAAUGAUUACCGUUUGGACCCUUUGUUGAGCCUGCACAUUCAUUACAAUCUGGCUGAAUUGCUUUCUCUCACUUCUGAACUCUCUUGUCCAUACAUGGGAAACCAUUCUGAAACUAAUGAGAACAAAAGGGAUGUUACUGGUAAGUAUGAACGACAUUACGUUAAGAGACAAAAAGUUGGUGCAGACUGCAAACCUAAUUCUAUCAAAGAAUCCUUGGAGAAGCAUGCCAUCCUAAAUUCAUCCACUGUCGAUGAUAAUGUAUGCGAAGCUAAAGAGAACAGAGCUAAUAAUGAACUGCCAUCUAGGUGCUAUGCAGUUGGUUGUUUGAGAAAAACAUGUGAAAAUAUUAAGCAAAAGUACCUGUCUGCUUUUAUUUCAAAAUUGUCCGUAGCUCAGCAGGAUUUUAAAAGUUCCUAUAAGGAGGUUUGCAAUCUGACCAAAGAGUGCAAAGUUCAGAAUAUGAGCUGGUGGGUGCAGGCACUUGACAUUAUAGAACAGAAGGAAGACUCAUCUCGUGAAUUGAUGAAAAAGAUUGAACAGGCUAUUUCCAGGGUUGGUUGCAACUCCAGAUCAUUCAAAGUUUCUUCAGGGUUUCGAAAUAUGAAAGGUUUGAGAUACACCAUGCAAGUUGGUCUUGAUUCUUUAGAGACUUCUAGACAAGCUUUAAUUACCCGACUUUUGCAAAUUGAUCAAACUAUGGAGAUGCCAGAUAAUGCUGAUGUUGAACGCAAGAGAUAUUGCCCUUAUUGCAGUGGCGGCGAUGGUAACUUGUGCACUCAUUGUGAAUUAGAUUUCGUGUUUCAGAAAUAUGAGGCGAAGCUGUUUCUUUUGAGAAAAGGAAAUGAGAUUGGUGACAUUGCAUCGGUUGAGGAGGCAUUGGACCAUCAAAAAAGGAAGUAUGCAUUAAAUAGUUUCUUUCGUAAUGGCAAGGAUUGUAGCGGAUUGAGUGUUGAUAAUGGAGAAAGAAAACAGAGGCACGCCAAAGAAAAUAUUGAGGUUUUGAGACAUCCUUCAGAAUUGGAGAUUACUCUAGGGGUCAUUAGAAGUUAUUCGAAAACAAUUUUGGGGAGACAAGAUUAUGCAUUAGCUAGAAGACAUUUACUACUCUUUGAGGCCAUGCGUAGAGAAUUUACUCAAGCAAGGCUAUUAUCACGUUCGCAAGCUCAGUUAUUGGGUGCUCAUGAUGAAAUCAAGCUGUCUACCUCUAGACUGCGGCUCAAGGAAACAGAGGAUGAACCAACUGCUAUAAAUAUUCUUUGUAGAGAAGAAUUGAUUCCUUGUAGCUUGCAAUUUUCUAGUGAUAAGUUUGCAUCUUUGUCUUUGUUAUCACGCAUGAAAGGGCAACUUCGCUAUCUGAAGGGAUUGGUGGAAUCUAAAGUGGAAAUAAAGUAUCGAAGCCAAUUUCCAUCUUCCAGGGAUCACGAUGGAAUUAACAUGUUAAACACUACAGCAUCUGAUGAAAUAGAAUGCCAUUUCAAGACUGAAGAUGACCACUGUCCCAUUUGCCAUGAAAAAAUGGACAGCAAGAAGAUGGUAUUUGAAUGUGGGCAUGUUAUUUGCUGUAAAUGUUGUUUACACUUGACAGAGAAAGUAAUCCUUCACCCAGGAAAGUGCCAAAAUUGGCUUAUGUGUCCAACUUGUCGCCAACGCACGGUGAUAGAGCAUGUUGCUUAUGUUGAUGAGAAACAAAAUAAAGAUUGUGGCUCAAGGACCCCAAAAGCUUUACAUGCUCAAGACUUGAAUGAGUGUUCAAUUGUUGUUCAAGGAUCUUACGGAACAAAGAUACAUAUAUGUAAAGAUGGAGUUUGGACUAGAAGAUGCAUUAGCUCGUUGAUUGCAAUAGUAUCUAACGUGAUUGAAGCUGUUACAAGGAGGAUUUUGUGGAUAAAAUCAACUGAUCAAAAAGCUAAAGUACUUGUUUUCUCCAGCUGGAAUGAUGUCCUUGAUGUAUUGCAGCAUGCACUGGAUUCUAAUAACAUUUCGUAUGUUCGGAUGAAAGGUGGCAGGAAAUCACAAGCUGCGAUUGCUCAAUUUAAAGGAGAACAACCCUUGAAAUCCAAACACAUUCAAGUCCUUCUGAUCCUAAUCCAGCAUGGAUCGAACGGGCUGAAUCUCCUGGAAGCCCAACAUGUCAUACUUGUAGAACCUCUCCUAAAUCCAGCGAUUGAAGCCCAAGCAAUUGGCCGUGUUCACAGAAUUGGGCAGGAAAAGAAAACAUUUGUUCAUCGGUUUAUAGUGAAGAACACUGUGGAGGAAAGCAUAUAUAAGCUGAAUUUGGGUCGGAGUGGAAAUUCCAUGGUUGGUACUAAAGCUAAUAAAAAACAAGAUCAACCUGUGCUCACAGUGCAAGAUGUAGAGAGUUUGUUUCCUACUUCUUCCAUGGUCGAAAAUUCGUCGGAAAAUUUUGACGAUGUAAAUGUAGCUGAACAAAGCCUCAGGCAUUUGCCUGCUGCUGCUGCAGCUGGUCUUGCUGCUGAGAGGAGAUUCAUGACGUCUCAUAGCAACCAACAAUGAGCUUUAAGGAAGCCAUUAAUUCUGACUGAUUGUUUUGUCUGCAUCAGCUCUUCUAAUAUGAAUUAAUAAUGAAGAGGCAGAAACCUGAGAUGAAAGGCCAGUGAGUCCAGUCUGAUAUGGGAUGCUUCCUCUGGUAUUUAUCUUGUAAAUUUAGACAAAGUUAGGUCAUUCUUUAGGUAUAGAAGUAUUUAAAUGAAUUGUUUAUGAUUCCUAUUUGUUUCAAUCUUAGAAAUAUCAUAUAAUGUCAUUAUAUACCUUUGACAUGCAUGUUAACAAGUCAUAUGGUUGUCAGUAAGCCCAUUGCCCUAUUAUAACUUCAUUAGCAAGUCAUGUUUCGGAACCGUUUGGUAAUUCAAAUUGUGGUUCAAACUUUCCAACA